CCGCAACACCUACCCGAUUUGAAAUCUGCCUAUCCAUCCGUAAUAUCCCUCACAUAUGAAAACCUUUUCAGGAUCAAAACAACAAAGAAAAAGGGAGAUGGGCAGUGGCGCCAAGCAGAAGCAGCUGCCCAAGUGGAAAAUCCACUUCGAGAAAUCCCCAAAGCAAAAAAUCCAACCUCCUCCGGAAUUCGUCUGCCCCAUCUCCGGCUCCCUCAUGGUCGACCCAGUUAUUGUCUCCUCCGGCCACUCCUUCGAGCGCAACUGCAUCGAUGCCUGCAAGUCCCUCAACUUCAGGCCCACCCUCCCCGACGGCUCCGUUCCCGAUUUCUCCACCCUCAUCCCUAACCUCGCCCUCAAGUCCGCUAUCCUCAGCUGGUGCCAUUCUACCCUCUUUACCCUUCCUCCCAAACCCCUCGAUUUCUGCUCCGCUCAUAACCUCGUUCGCACCUUAUUGCUCGCUUCCCGCUCCCAGCAGAAACCUAAUCAUCAAUUAUCAGUGUUCUCCUCCCAAGAAACCGAGCUGACUCGGACGCCUAGUCAAGUUUCCACCAGCUCCGAGGAAUCCGUGACGGCCGCCGCUGUCAUCAGCGGGCCCACCACUCCUCUGCCUUUCACCACCAGCCCCUCUUGUUGCUGCUCUUCUUCGUCCUCCUCAGAUAUCGAGUCCUCGAAUCACCCUAGCUCCCUCGAAGAGGCCGAGUUCGUGACCAAGCUCAGGAGCUCUCAAGUGUUCGAGCAAGAGGAGGCUCUGCUUUCCCUCCGGAAACUAACCCGGACGCAGGAGGAAUCCCGGGUGAAUCUCUGCACGGCUCGUCUACUCUCGGCUCUCCGGCCUCUCAUCACCUCCAAACACGCUUCUGUUCAGGUGAACUCAGUCGCCAUUGUGGUGAACCUGUCCCUAGAGAAUCGAAACAAGGUCAAUAUCGUGAGGUCAGGGAUCGUCCCUGUGAUUGGUGUUCUGAGGGGUGGAUUCCCCGAGUCGCAGGACCACGCUGCGGGUGCCCUCUUCAGUUUGGCGCUUGAUGAUCAGAACAAGACAGCAAUUGGGGUGUUAGGCGGGCUGCCUCCGCUUCUACACGCUCUCCGGUCUGACUCGGAGCGGACUCGCCAUGACUCGGCCUUGGCACUUUAUCAUCUUUCUCUGGUCCAGAGCAAUCGGGUUAAAAUGGUGAAAAUGGGAUCAGUGCAAGUGUUGCUGGGCAUGGCAAGAUCGGGGCACAUGACGGGUCGGAUCCUCUUGGUGCUGUGCAAUUUAGCGGCCAGCGCGGAAGGGCGGGGGGCGAUGCUGGACGGUGGGGCAGUGGGAUAUUUUAUCGAGAUGCUCGAGAGGGAGAAUUUUGAGUCGGAUUCGACUCGAGAGAGCUGCGUGGGGGCACUGUACGGGUUGAGUCACGGGGGGUUAAGGUAAGGAUUGGGGAAGGAGGCCAACGCAGAGGAAGUGUUGAAGAAGUUGGAGGAGAUGGGAAGCGAGCGGUCAAAGGAGAAGGUGAGGAGGAUUUUGGAGGUUCUGAAACAAAAGGAUGAGGAGGAAGAGGCGGUGGAUUGGGAGGAGUUGCUGAAAUCUGACGACGAGGAUGCGAGUUCAGGCAGGGGCAGAGCAUCAAUCCGGUGAGGGGUCCGGUUCUUCUGCGGCGGUUGCAGUGCUGUGAACAGUCCGAUUCUCCAGGCAGGAGAAACCCAUGCCAAUAUGCCAUGCCAUGAUAGCGGAUGACUUUCUGGGUAAAGUGAUUUUUUUUUUGGCGUUCGAGAGCGCGUUCUCCGGUUCUCUAUUUUUCCUUAAAUCUUUCUUCCUUUCUGGUAGUGGAAGAGUGGUGCUAAUAAUAAAUUAGUAAAAUUAAAAGCAUUUGGUUGUGAAUAAAUCAGAAGUUUUCGGAGAUUUCUUUUGGGAAGAGUGCUUAAACGAUUUGAUCGUUAAUGGCGCCUACCAGAAACGAUUUGUUGUUAAAAUUAAAAGUUUGGUUUGGUUUCAUAGUUCAUUAUUGGCUUCUUCAAAGAUUUCUUGGAUGGAGCAGAGUCAGUCUUAUAGUACACCACACCCUGGACAAAGACAACUGGUUAAUUAAAAGUCCAGUGGGAAGAAUUUUUGAGAUGCAGCAGCAGAUCAGUCCUAUAACUCGAAGAUUUCCAGCUUCAAUACACACUUGGAAUUACUGUGUCAAGAUUGCCCCGCCUUCCCAACACAGGAUAGGAUUCUAACUGUCUGCUGCGAAUCCCAUCUACUAAUUUGGGUUGUUCUUAACAUUUCACUCUGACAUUCCUGUACUUGGUUUGGUGGCUAACACUACUAAUCUUAAUGGUGAUUUAUUUGCAGUUGGCUUA
Coffea arabica (coffee) is the source of this 2319-nucleotide messenger RNA. Its product is annotated as U-box domain-containing protein 40-like. Gene Ontology annotation, biological process: protein ubiquitination. Gene Ontology annotation, molecular function: ubiquitin-protein transferase activity; protein binding. Lineage: Eukaryota; Viridiplantae; Streptophyta; Magnoliopsida; Gentianales; Rubiaceae. The record is from RefSeq and is a predicted model, not a curated record.